GAACGUGUGGAGGCCGUCUUCGGGCCGGGCUAUGUAGCGGUGCAGGAUUUCUGGUCCUGGCGCGCUCCGGACUCGGUGGCAGCCGAGCGGAUCCACAUGGAUGGGGAUUUCUGGCUCACUGGGGCCAACGACGGCUUCAAUCUCUGGCUGCUCUUGGACCACUGCGAUAUGGCACAUAGCUUCGACAUAUUCACGAAG
This is a messenger RNA of Symbiodinium pilosum, 198 nucleotides long. The record is from the annotation of a GenBank genome assembly. NCBI's taxonomy places the organism in Eukaryota, Dinophyceae, Suessiales, Symbiodiniaceae.